Messenger RNA from Eptesicus fuscus (big brown bat), 681 nucleotides. It is a transcript of the gene TPPP2, whose product is annotated as tubulin polymerization promoting protein family member 2. The record is from RefSeq and is a predicted model, not a curated record. Lineage: Eukaryota; Metazoa; Chordata; Mammalia; Chiroptera; Vespertilionidae. Gene Ontology annotation, biological process: positive regulation of protein polymerization; microtubule polymerization; microtubule bundle formation. The coding region runs from base 73 to 591 and encodes 172 amino acids. The transcript is spliced from 3 exons. Gene Ontology annotation, molecular function: tubulin binding. Gene Ontology annotation, cellular component: microtubule.
GUCCUCCCUUCUCCCCUCCUACACCCUCCCCCAGUCUCUCCCCCUACUGUCCUCCCCGACCUCCAAUUGAUCAUGGCAUCAGAAGCAGAAAAAACAUUCCAGAGGUUUGCUGUCUUUGGAGAAUCAUCAAGCAGUGGCGCUGAAAUUAACAACAAAAACUUCUCCAAGCUGUGCAAAGACUGUGGCAUCAUGGACGGCAAGAUGGUCACUUCCACUGAUGUGGACAUCGUGUUCAGCAAAGUCAAGGACAAGAAUGCCCGAACCAUCACAUUUGUACAGUUCCAGGAAGCAAUGAGGGAACUGGGCCAGAAGCGGUUCAAGGGGAAGAACCCAGACGAAACCCUGGAGAACAUUUAUAAACUCAUGGUGGGCAAGGAUCCAGCUACCCCUGGUGUUACUAAAGCAACAACCGUGGGCGGAGUGAGCCGGCUGACGGACACCAGCAAGUACACUGGCAGCCACAAGGAGCGCUUUGACGAGAGUGGCAAAGGCAAAGGCAUGGCAGGACGGGAAGAGAUGACCGAAAACUCAGGCUAUGUGAGUGGCUACAAGGGUGCUGGCACCUAUGAUAAGAAGAUGGACAGUAAGUAGGGAGUAGCCUCAUCUUAGCCUGCCAGCCCUUGACUCAGCAUCUUUAAUACUGGGGAGCUCAGGAAACAAUAAAUAUUUGUGUGUGCAGCA